AAAUAAACACGUCUGAGCCUGUCUGGACGCAGAGGAGCUUCUGGGUCCGCUCGCGUUCUGGUACUGUCCAGCUCCUGUACGAUUGCGCGUUCCCGCAGCUCCGCUGCCUGCAGCAGGACGCGCGCCUCCGCAGGAGCUGAUCCAGGAGGCGUCAACUGGGCGAAGCCUCGUCUCGUCGCAGCUAAACUGACUCUGAGCGACGUGGACCGACGGGACCAGACGAGGAUGAAGCAAACAAGUCUCCUGCUGCUGCUCGGAGCCGUCCUGAGCUUCUGUCGGGCUCAGUCGCAGAUGGACGGAGAGGAGACGGGUGUGGAUGAGGAACACGUAGAGCUCUUCACCACACCAACGACCAAGAUGGCCGCUGCCACCUCGGACUUUGGCUACAACCUGUUCCGUGUCCUGGCGAGUCGCGAAGCUUCAAGCAACAUCUUCCUGGCUCCCAUCAGCGUGUCUGCAGUGCUGACACAGCUGUCCCUGGGAACAUCUGAGAGUGCUGAGAGGCAGCUGUUCAGGGCCCUCAGGUACCACACCCUGCAGGACCCUGCGCUCCACACGACCCUGAAGGACCUGCUGGCCUCAGUCAGGACGCCUGGGAAAGGCCUGAGCACCGCUCAACGGAUCUACCUUGCACGACGACUUCGUCUGAAGCAGGACUUCUUCACACUGGUGGAGCAGCGGUAUGGAGUUCGUCCCAAGGCGCUGCUGGGAGGAUCCAAAGAUGUGAAAGAAAUCAACGACUGGGUGAGUCAGGAGACAGGAGGAACGGUGCAGCGCUUCCUGUCCAAGCCCCUGCCUCGAAACGCCGGCGUCAACGCCGUGAGCGCCGCCCACUUUAAAGGGAAGUGGGUGAUCCGGUUGAGUCAGACUGGAGAGCUAGGCACUUUUCAAGUGGAUGGUGGGACGCCUGUCCGCAUUCCCAUAAUGCAGCAGGAUAACUACCCAGUGAAAAUGGGAGCGGACUCAGACCUGGGCUGCAUGAUCACUCAGAUCCAGAUGCAGGAUGAUAUCAGCAUGUUCAUCUUCCUGCCUGAUGAGGUCACUACCAACAUGACCCUGCUGGAGGACAGUCUGACUGCUGAGUUUGUUCAGGACCUCUCCAUGACGCUCCUUCCUGCCCACGUUUCCCUAACUAUGCCUGUCCUGAAGUUCAGCUACUCCACUAACCUGCUGCCGCUGCUCGGCAACGCAGGUUUUGCUGAUUGGCUCCAAAACACUGGCUUAGAAAAGAUUUCAGCUCAGCCUGCAGUGCUCAGCUCUGUGAGUCACAAAGUUGUCAUGGAGACAGCGCCAGAGGGAAACGAGUACGCCAGCGCCACAUCCCCAUCCGGCCACCUGUCGUACAGCGUGAACCGGCCCUUUCUGUUCCUGAUCCGGGACGAGGUGUCGGGGGCGUUGCUCGUCAUCGGCAGAGUGACCAACCCUAAAGACCUGGCAGUCUAACACCACCACACACUCUUAGCAGGUCCUAGGAGGGUUUGCAGGCGGAAAAUUAUUUGACUUUGAUUUGACAUGACUUUUACUUUUCACGAUGAAAAACUUCGGCAUGUUUAUGUUAAUCUGACAGGAUACUCAGACCAACUCUGAGCUCACGUUUUUUUUAAAGAAAUCAAAUAUUGUCAUUUAUGUUAAAAAGAAUAAACAUGACAAUGAAACCAAACACGCUACUGGGUUAAAACCUUUGUUCAGUUAACAGCACUUGUACUUCAGGACACCCUCUUGUUUAACAAAGUUUCUGUUUAUGAUACUUCUGUAUCGAUGUCUGUCUAUGUUUUGUGAGUAACACUUGCUACCUUUGUCUAUUGUAACGUUCAGCAGAUGAAACAAUGGUGCUUUCAGCCUCAGGGCCAAAACUCUUCUCCUCAGACCAACUUACCAAACCUCCCAUUGUUGGACAGCGUUGGAAUGUUUGAGUGAGUUUUGUGCAAACAUGUGGUCUUAAUUUUCCAGUGAGAGCUUCUGAGGUUUCUGAAACUCACCCCAGAAAGUGAGCUGAGAGCUAAAGAAAGAACAGUUAUAAUCUUGGCUGGAUGUUUGCUAGGUUCAUUAAACUAUCUACAGAAUAUAAUCAUUAAUUGUCUCUAUCUAAUCUCUAAUUAACUCUGUUAAGGAAGCUGCUUCUGCAUUUACAUACACACAGGAAGUAUGACAGUCAAAUCGAUAUCUUCCUCAUCCUCUGAUGUAAUAAACACACCUGAGCUCCAGCUGACUGAGCACACGUCAGCAGCUGUGAGAACUCAAAACA
Molecule: messenger RNA, 2245 nt
Organism: Betta splendens (Siamese fighting fish)
Lineage: Eukaryota; Metazoa; Chordata; Actinopteri; Anabantiformes; Osphronemidae
Gene: serpinf1
Product: serpin peptidase inhibitor, clade F (alpha-2 antiplasmin, pigment epithelium derived factor), member 1
Exons: 8
Coding region: 226-1443 (405 amino acids)
Biological process (GO): negative regulation of endopeptidase activity; negative regulation of angiogenesis
Molecular function (GO): serine-type endopeptidase inhibitor activity
Source: RefSeq, a predicted model, not a curated record